GCGCAUGCGCUCGAGGGACGGCAUUAGCGUCAGAAUCAGGGACCGCAGCGUUUGCAGAUUUUUAAUGACAGAUCGAUGUAGAAGGGGAGAAAGCCUGGAUCUGAGUCGAGGGGUGAGAGAGGAUGAAAAUGAUUGGUGAUAAUGGGGGGAAAUAAGAACAUGAAUCCCGACUGGCAAUUUAAUUAGGCAGACUGUGCAAAACACAUACGUGCAACUGCAGGUGUGACUCGCAUCAAAUCGAUUCAGAAUUAUUGCAGCAUUUUUAUCUGGUUCAAGCCGAAAGAAAAAAAGAAAAUAUUUAUAUGGCUAAUUAUUAAAAUAGCCAACUGCUUGGAUGUGAGUGUGAGGCAUGAUGGGCUCCAAGCUGAAGCUGAACUGAUAUACUGGAUGCUGUUGUCGGUGUGAUUUGCAAAGGUUAUUUGUGUGGGCUGAGGAUUAGUAAUUUCUCCCAUCAUCAUCAUCAUCAUCCCUUUCCCGUGUCUCUGGAUGAUGGAGACUUUAAAUGGAACCAAUAACGAAAUCAAGCUUCAGAACCGCCAGCUUGUUGAGAAAAAGAGACUGAACCGAGCACCGUCACCUGCCAGACCAUUUAAUAAGGACUUGCUUUCCCGAUCGUCGGCCAAACCCCCGCCUGUUCCUCCUAAGUCUCCAAAUCUUUCAAGUAAACAGCAGCAGCAGUCGGCGGGGAGCUUGGCCACACAAAACCGUCUGUCCAGGCGCAGCGUCACAAGUGUAAAGGAGAAGCCACCACCUGCUAAAAGUACCACAAAGUCUGUAGCAACCAAAAAGGCAAAUAAGGUCAUCCAACACGGAACGACAGAAAAUAAAGUUUCCAAUAAUAGGCAGAGCGAUCCCAGUACUAAAGGGAAAAGAUGCAGUCUGGCAGAGUCCACUCAUGGGUCCCUUGGACAGUGUACGGGGGCCAGCGCCCAGCCAGGAUCCGGUCUGGGAAGAAACAGCCAUACGGAUAGCAGCUCUGAUUUAUCCGAUUGUCUUUCUGAACCCCUAUCCGAUGAGCAGAGGCAAGCCCAGGCGUCCAGCAGUGAUGCUGAGUCCGGCACCAGCUCCAGCGGUCGGGACGAAGCGGCAGGAGAGAAUCAGCCUUCCGGAGCUUCGACCACAGAAGCCCCUGGAGGCUGUCAGAAUCUACUCCGUAUAGUUGAAACGCCGACUAAUUUAACGUCUGUGGCCCCUGUAAAAGAAAGGGGAUUGUUGGCUGUACCAGUCCAAGGACAAUGCAGCGGCGACCAGAAAGAGCAUCUUUCGGGCAAAUGUGGUGUCAGUAAAGUGGACCUGAGAGUUAGCAAAUCAAAUACCCCCACAGACUAUAUAUUGGGGGGAAGCAGAGAGUUGAUAGAAGAAGAGUUACAAAGGGAAAUCGAGGACCUUCGCUCAGAAAACGACUAUCUGAAGGAUGAAGUAGACGAGCUGCGAGCCGAGAUGGAGGAGAUGCGGGACAGCUACCUGGAGGAGGAUGUUUACCAGUUGCAGGAACUCCGACGGGAGCUGGACCGUGCAAACAAGAACUGCCGGAUCCUGCAGUAUCGCCUCAGGAAAGCUGAGCAAAAGAGCUUGAAGGUGGCACAGACCGGCCUAGUGGACGGGGAGCUUGUCAGGAGUUUGGAGCAGGACUUGAAGGUAGCCAAAGACGUCUCUGUCAGGUUGCACCAUGAGCUGGAGAGUGUGGAGGAGAAGCGUACCAAAGCGGAGGAUGAAAAUGAGCUCCUCCGACAGAAGCUCAUCGAGGUGGAGAUAUCCAAACAGGCCCUGCACAACGAGCUCGACAGGGUGAAAGAGAGUUCCCUGAAGAGAAGAGGCAGUCGAGAAAUGUAUAAGGAAAAGAAGUCUUCAUCUCAGGAGGACAGUGCCGACAUCAAGUGUCAGCUCCAGUUUGCCAAAGAGGAGUCAGCCCUGAUGCGCAAGAAGAUGGCCAAGCUGGGUCGGGAGAAGGACGAGCUGGAGCAGGAGUUGCAGAAGUACAAGUCAGUGUACGGUGAUGUGGAAAGCCCCCUGCUGACUGGAGAGUGUGGGGGGCUGCCCAGCACCCGCGAAGCCGAGCUCAAGCUGAGACUCAAGCUGGUGGAGGAGGAGGCCAACAUCCUGGGGAGGAAGAUUGUCGAGCUGGAGGUGGAGAACAGGGGUCUGAAGGAUGAGAACGAGGACAUCCGUUUCCAGUAUGAGAGGGAUUGCCUGGGCAGGGAGCACGUUUCCAGCAUUCCCACCUCCCCCUAUGGAGAUUCCUUGGAAUCGGCUGCAGAGCUGAGACGCCACCUGCAGUUCGUGGAAGAAGAGGCUGAAUUGCUUAGACGCUCAAUCUCUGAGAUUGAGGACCACAACAAGCUGCUGACCAGCGAGCUGAACCGAUUCAAGUUUGGGCCGGGCGAGGAAGCAAGCUGGGCAGAGGAAGAUGGGGUUUUAAAGCCCAGCAGUGCCAGCAGUGAUAGUGGGGGAGGAUUGCAGGAUGAACUGAAAGCUGCCCGACUGCAAAUCAGCGAGCUGAGCGGUAAGGUAAUGAAGCUGCAGUACGAGAACCGGGUCCUGAUCUCUAACGUACAGAGAUACGACUUAGAGUCCCACCUGGGGAUACGUGCAGCCAACCCCAGGGAUAGCGAUGCUGAGAGUGAUGCCGGAAAAAAAGAGAGUGAGGAUGAUGAGGGGGGUCAUCAGAUGCCGCUACACCCCAAGAGGGAAGGACCCAUUGGUGGGGAGAGUGAUUCUGAUGAUCUCUGUGAGAAGACUUCCGGCUUCGUUAGUGGAAAGCCAUCUGAGGUGAACGACUUCAGCUUGGCCAAUGUGAAGAGUGAGGUGGAGCGGCUGGGGAAAACUGUUGAGCGGCUCAUCACUGACACUGACAGCCUAAUCUAUGACAGCAAGCUGCUGGUGACCAGUGGAGGCUCUCCUGAGCAGGAGUUUAGAGGGGACGGGGGUGUGGCGGAGGGGAAAGCACAGCCCCAGCUGCUAGACGCCCUCAACACCCGCAUGAAGGCGUUCAGGACGGAGCUGCAUACGUUCAUGGAGAAGGUAGACCACCUUGGGGAGGGUCUCAGGGAACAGGUGGACGGCCUCUCCCCCAUGCCUAACCUCACUGAAUCUGCUAGCUUCCUGUCCAGCAUCACAUCAUUGUCACGGGACUCUCCCAUAGGAACCCUAGGCAGAGACCUCAUCACUGACUUUCAGUCGAAACUGAGGGAUCAAACAGAGUGGCAGCUAGGCCAGGAGCAUGGAGAGGAACCAGAAACCCAAAGCAUUCGCUUGGGCACAGACCAAAGCCAACGAGCCGAUGGAGACAAUAAGUGCUACAGACCACAAUAUUUAAGUAUAGAGCUCAGGGAUGCCCAUGUUUUAUCAGAGGCAAGCACUUCGGUCAAGGAGAUUGAGACUCGACUGGAACAGGAGAGGAGACUGCGGCAGGAGGAGCAGGACACCUUCAACACCCGGAUCAUGCAGUCUUCUCAGCUGGAGGAGGAGUGCCGGAAGAGCUUGCUGCGGAAGGACUUGGAGGUGCAGAGCCUUAGACUGCAGAACAAGCUGGAGGGGAAAUCCUGGAGCCAGGAGAAGGAGCUGCUCCAGCAGGAGGUGCGGCUCUUCCGCCAGAACACCUUCCUCUUCUCCGUCAAGCUCAAGUGGCUGCUCAAGCACUGGAGACAGGGAAAGAAGAUGGACGAUGAUGAGGAGGAUGACCUCAUGGAGUAUGAGAAGAUUGACAGCAUGCCGGAGCUGAACCUCCUGAUGCACCAGACAGCGAGUGAACCUAACCAGGAAGAGCAGGCCUCUGCGGAGAGCGGUGUUCGGGGACCUCCUCUGCAAACCCCAGAGCUAGUUCAAUAUCAGAAGCAGGAAGGUGAGAACCGCAAGGUGCUGCAGGCUCUGAGAACCCUGCUGGAGGAGUUCCGCUCUGAACUGUGGGACGAGGAGCAGCGGCGCUGUGAGCUGCAGCAGACCUACGCCAAUGAGAAGGCUGCCUUUGAGGUGGAGUGGGCAGAAAUGAAGUGCCACAUUGAGCAGCUGGAAGAAAAGGGGGAGAAGACGCUUGGAGAUCCGGGUUCAGCCGACCUGAAGGGGGCUUUUAAGCGGGAGAGGGAGGAGCACCAGCGGCUCCUGGCAGAGAGCCACAGUGAGGCAAUGGACCUGCGCUGGAAGCUGCAGCACCGUGAGAAGAACUGGAGCAGGGAGAAGAUGGAGAUGUUGGACAGGUUCAACCGGGAGAGGCAAGAGUGGGAGUGGCAGAUGAAGGAGAUGCAGAAAAAGACAGAAAAGGUGCAGAAAGAACAGAGUACAAGAAAAGGGGAGAUGCUUUUUCUUGAACAGGAGGAGGCUGGGCUGAGUGUGUUUUCUCCACAGGACAGCCCCUGCAGAAACCCACCAGUGGUCUUCAGAUCAUACUCAGACUCAGACGAGCAUUUUGAAGAGCACUCAGGGUCAAUGAAUCUGAAGGAAAGCGACAGGUUCCGUGCCACUGAAAACCUGUUUCUGGAGGCCUUGUCCCUCGAUUCUUUGAGCGAGAGUGAGGGGCCCCCACCGUCCAGACUGGAGAGUGAAAAGAAGUUUCCUUGCUUGAAUGAGGCUUUGAAUGAGAUAGCUGAUGCAAAGGAUCUAGCCUCAUAUCAAGAAGAAGAUAUGCCAACAGGAAAUCUUCUAAGAGCAAAGUCAGUUUGUUCCAUGUCUGAGUUCCAGCGCCUGAUGGACAGCUCUCCAUUCCUCCCUGAUAAGAGCAUGCAUGGGGACAGUGUGAAGGGUGAGGUGACUCCUCCUUUGUCACCAGAUGACCUGAAGUACAUUGAGGAGUUCCACAACAAGAGCUGGGACUACACUGCUGUGGGCCACAGUGGACCUGCUGAGAAGCCAGAUGAGACCUGGGUAGAAAGGGCAGAAGGCAGGAAGAUAGAACAGACUUCAGAUCCAUUCCAGGCUUCGUCAUGGUUCCUCACUACGAGUGUCACAAUGACGACGAAUACUACGACCAGCCCAGAGCACUGCCAAAAGCAACCGCUGAGGAACAACGUGGCAUCUGAAAAGAUUGGGGUCCGGGUCUUCCACAGCCCCCCGAUUGUUCGUAAGUUUGACAGCACAACCCUUUCUGAAAGUGAGGGAAAGCCUGUGGUAGACCCCGACUUCAUAUUCUCUGUGACCAAAGGGAGUGAUGCCAAAGGAGGGGCGGAAGAAGUGUUUGGGAGGUGGCCUUGCGAAAUGCCCAAACACCACAAAGAACUCCUUGAGGGCAGACUCCAUCCUAUAGAGCACCCUAUCUGUUCUACAGUUGGCUUUGCCUCCUCUCUGCAUGACCUGGGGCUCUCUAGGAACCUGAGCGAUGACAUGAAGGAGGUAGCUUUCUCUGUAAGGAAUGCUAUCCGUUCCAACUCUGUGGAGCGCCAGUUUAAGGACAGUGCCUGCCAGACCAAUAGUUUCAGUACUAGGGGAACCCAGUCAACCCAAACCAUCAGCGUCAGCCUCCAGACAGAAACCUUGAGAAGCAUUACCAGCAGUCCUCACAAGUGCUUAACACCGAAGGGAGGCUCAACCCCUGUCUCAUCUCCAUCGAGGAGCCUGAGGAAAAUGCAGUUCUCCCCAGUCAUUCAGAACAAAUUUGACCGCCCCUGCUGCUCCCCCAAGUAUGGCUCACCAAAGCUCCAGCGCAAAAUGCUGGCCAAAGUGGACCAGCCCAACAACAAGCCUGCCACACCGACCACACCUCAGAAAGGGUACAGCGAGUCAGCCUGGGCCCGGUCAACCACCACCAGGGACAGCCCUGUCCACUCCACCAUCAACGAUGGGCUGUCCAGCCUCUUCAACAUCAUCGACCACACGCCUGUGCUGUAUGACACCCUGCAGAAGUUCACCAAGUCCCCCAGCCGCUCCAGGUCUGCAGUGGCCAGGUCAGCAGAGCCCAAAGCUGAGGAGCCCAAGUCUAAUUACGGGGUGGUUCAGGAGUACCUGACAAAUGUCCAGGGCAGGUCUCCCAGUCCUGUCCAACUGACUGUAGAGUCUCAGGGGGAAAAAACCCCAGAGGUAAUUAGCAUUAGACAGGACUUAUCUGCUCGUCCAGGCUAUACCCUCACAGAAAACGCUGCCAGAAUACUUAAUAAAAGACUUCUUGAGCAGGCCCUCAGGGAUGAAAAAAAGCUUCCUUCCAGUUGCCAAACAAACCUCAGUAAGGAGAGCAGGCCGGUGGAAGCUGGCAAAGUUCAACAGGGAUCCAUUGAGGACCUGCCCUGUUCUUCACUAGCUCCUCCUUUGGAGUCCUGCUUCCUGAGACCGGCAAGGCCAGCGAACCGCCGACCGCCCUCCAGGUGGGCCUCUUGUUCCCCGUCAGCCUCACCUUGGUGGUCCAUUCCUUCCGGACAAUUCCUUUUCCCGGAGGAGCAGCAGCAACUGGAACCAGAACCGAGCCAAGAACACAAGCUUGCAUGAAGCCUCACGCCCACUCUGAGAGUCUGCCUCAGCCUCACUAGCCAAAAACAACCACCUUGUGUAACAGUGCUACAAACUCACACAAGCAGAGUUCAAGUACCAAUGGGAAGAAACACAUUGAAUGUAAUGGGAGAAAAAUACAAACAACAAACAAUGGGCUGUGUUCUGUAACAACAACAAAAAUGUGCCUGUAAAAACAU
Polyodon spathula (Mississippi paddlefish) is the source of this 6608-nucleotide messenger RNA. RefSeq names its product microtubule cross-linking factor 1-like. NCBI's taxonomy places the organism in Eukaryota, Metazoa, Chordata, Actinopteri, Acipenseriformes, Polyodontidae. Gene Ontology annotation, biological process: regulation of autophagy. The transcript has 16 exons. The record is from RefSeq and is a predicted model, not a curated record. Bases 487 to 6408 code for a protein of 1973 amino acids.